AUGAGCACUACGCGAUUCGGUGAGGCUUCCGAAGCUACUAUUAACGUGGCUAUCGAUCAAGUGACGCCAAUAAAUACUAAGAAAUCGAAUGGUUACGUAUGGAAGCAGUUUCAUGAAUUUUGCGGACAACGAGGUUACGAAUUAACAAGAACGACGCCCACCACAAAACUUGCCCUAAUUAUGAAGGAUUGGGGGUACAACAUGAAACAGAAGAAUGUAGAAGACUAUAAGGAAUCGGUGAUAAAAACAAUGUGGAACGUGACCGCCAAGCAGCUUCAAAAAUUGUAUUUUCAAGAAUUCGGUCUCGACGAGGAUACACCUGACGGUUUGGAACGAAAAUUCUACUACAUUGCUAGCUAUGAACUGGCUUGGCGAGGAGGGGAAGCCGCAGUUGCUGAGGUGAAUUUUUUCCACGACGAGGUAAGCAAUUCCAGCGUCUGGUCCGGAAGAAUAGAAUACAACCCAGUAUUUAGUAAGACUGCACAAGGUGGAGGUCGGAAACUAGCAGACAGCAAAUGGCUGGUAGCUAACACGGAGAAGUCGAAAUUUUGUCCUGUGAGGUUAUUCAAGAAGCUCCUGAGUAAGAGAGGACCAAAUGUUACUACAAACAGGCUGUUCCUGACUCCCAAACCACUAUGGAGGGAUCUUUCUUCCGUUGGCUGGUACAAAAAUUCUCCUGUUGGAAAAAAUCAAAUAGGGAAAUGGACGAAAUCUGAUGCGAAACAAAUCGGCGUUGAUACAACAAUAACGAAAAUCACCAAUCACUCUUUGAGAUCCUCAGCAGUCUCCCAUUUGGCAAGAGGGGGUGUUGGCGAAGAGCAGUUAAUAAAGAUUACUGGACAUGCGAGCACAGCUUCCAUUAAGCCCUACCUCCAGCUGGAUUCAUGUCAUCAUGCUAAAAUAAUAGGAAAAAUGAGGAAUGAAGCAUCAUCGUCCACUUAUUCUUCAACUUUAAUUACAAGUUCCAGCUCAUCGAGCUCCUCAACAAAUCUUGAAAAAGAGUGUGACGUUAGCGCAAAAAAACCUAGAAUUAUGAAUUUUUAUAAUUGUACCUUUCAUAGCAAUCAAUUUUGA
Molecule: messenger RNA, 1074 nt
Organism: Photinus pyralis (common eastern firefly)
Lineage: Eukaryota; Metazoa; Arthropoda; Insecta; Coleoptera; Lampyridae
Exons: 3
Coding region: 1-1074 (357 amino acids)
Biological process (GO): DNA integration; DNA recombination
Molecular function (GO): DNA binding
Source: RefSeq, a predicted model, not a curated record